Molecule: messenger RNA, 804 nt
Organism: Zingiber officinale
Lineage: Eukaryota; Viridiplantae; Streptophyta; Magnoliopsida; Zingiberales; Zingiberaceae
Product: transcription factor CSA-like
Exons: 2
Coding region: 73-720 (215 amino acids)
Biological process (GO): regulation of DNA-templated transcription
Cellular component (GO): nucleus
Molecular function (GO): DNA-binding transcription factor activity, RNA polymerase II-specific; RNA polymerase II cis-regulatory region sequence-specific DNA binding
Source: RefSeq, a predicted model, not a curated record
AACUCACGCCUUCCUCCAUUCCUCCUUUUUCAUCUUCAAUCUUGCUUUUGCAGCUUCUUGCAACGAAACUAAAUGAAUCGACAACCUCUGCAGGAGUCCAUGGACUACUCUCCUUCUACGGAGAGAGUUCUAUGUCAUCAGCAGAACCUCUGUCCCAGGGGCCAUUGGAGGCCAGAUGAGGAUGCCGAGCUCCGGGAGUACGUCGCAAGGCACGGUCCCCAUAAUUGGAACCUGAUCGCUGAGAAACUACAGGGCAGAUCAGGGAAGAGCUGCAGGCUGAGAUGGUUCAACCAGUUGGAUCCGAGGAUCAACAGGAAAGCCUUCUGCGAGGAAGAAGAGGAACUGCUUUUGGCUGCUCAAAGGGAGUUCGGCAACAAGUGGUCAUUCAUUGCCAAGCUCUUUCCUGGAAAAACUGACAAUGCAGUGAAGAACCAGUGGCAUGUGAUCACGGCAAGGAAGAAGAGAGAACUCCCAAACUCCACUUCUCAGAGGAGGAAGAGAAGGAGGACGACGACGAUAAACAACACGAAUGCAUUCAGUGGUACCGAUUCGAGCAUCAGCAACCGCAGUACCUGCAGAGAAUCUGCUGCUUCUACUUGCACGGACCAAUCUCUCGACUGUUUGCCUUACGGUGGCAAAAACCAUCACGGGAGCGAAGGCAUGAGGGUGCCCUUCUUUGAUUUCUUAGGAGUUGGAGAAAUAUACAAGUUUAGAAAAUAAUUUCGUUCAAUUAGACAGCAACAGAAUUGAUUGGUUGCUGAAGGAACUUUUGAUCCUAAUUUUCUCCUAUCUGUACUGUACUUC